UUCUACCAGGUGGAUGAUCAGGCCUUAUCUAUUGCCACUUCCGAAAUUGUAAGCCACACGGUGAUGCGGAUGUUCAGAGUGAACUAUUACUGCAACUGUUUUAAUGCAACUGAGUUCAAGAUAGACAAGCUAUUAAUCACCUUACUCAUCUUUUUUACCAGAGUUCGGAAGAAGGCAGUGGAACGGCGUAAGGAAUUAAUGAUUGACAGAGCAUGCAGGAUGGAGACGUUCAUGUAUGAAAUGGAAUCUCGUGGUGUAGGAAGGAGGCCAGAGGAUCCUUCAGACAUGGUUGAUGAGGGGGAACUGGUGUUAACCAUGAAUUUGGUAUAUCCAAUGAUUUUCCAAAAGCAUAAAGAAUACAAACCGUAUGAGACCAUAUUAGUGCUUGGCAGCCAGAGACUUACAGAACUGAGAGAUGCUCUUAAGUGUGUCAGUGACUUGCAAAUUGGAGGGGAGUUUAGCAACAAUCCAGAUUUGGCUCCUGAAAACAUUUGCAAGGAUCUUUUCAAAUCCGCAUUCUUUUAUUUUGAAGGUAUAUUUUACAAUGAUAUGAGGUAUCCAGAGUGCAGAGAGCUAAGCAGAACUAUAAUUGAAUGGGCUGAAUCUCGUGAGCGAGGCUACGGUAAAUUUCAGGUAGCUAAGAUGGAGGACUAUACUUUUAAUGACCUCAACAUAAAAAUUGGUUUCCCUUAUCUGUACUGCCAUCAAGGAGAUUGCGAGCAUAUUGUAACCAUUACUGAUAUAAGGUUAAUACACCGCGAUGACUGCCUAGAUAGGAAUUUGUAUCCAUUACAUACUAGAAGGCAUUGGUUUUAUUCAAGAAAGUGUUACGUGUGUAGAUUGUAUAUUGCAAAGUGGGUGACAAGAAAUGACAGCUUUGCACCAGAUGAUCCAUGUUUCUUCUGUGAUGUUUGUUUUAAGAUGCUUCACUAUGACAGUGAGGGCAAUAGACUUGGAGACUUUGUUGCAUAUGCAUAUGUUGACCCUGGAACAUUUAAUUAAAGAUCGAACAUUGCCGCAAGAAACUGCACACCAAACGUUGCAUAACUAAAGGGCAAGGACAGGAAAUGAACUUUAUAAUUCUUCGGACUGUAAUUAAUGAAGCGGAGACUUCCUGUAGAACAUUUCUUUUUUCUAGAUAAACCGCAUGCACAUGCUACUGUGACACACAAUACCAAGCAGAUUUGGCGUUCUGCUGUAAUAGUGCUGAAUAAAUGGAGCUUCCUA
This is a messenger RNA of Nanorana parkeri, 1227 nucleotides long. RefSeq names its product small nuclear RNA activating complex polypeptide 3 (gene SNAPC3). Gene Ontology annotation, cellular component: snRNA-activating protein complex. The transcript is spliced from 8 exons. Gene Ontology annotation, biological process: snRNA transcription by RNA polymerase III; snRNA transcription by RNA polymerase II. Gene Ontology annotation, molecular function: core promoter sequence-specific DNA binding; RNA polymerase III type 3 promoter sequence-specific DNA binding; RNA polymerase II cis-regulatory region sequence-specific DNA binding. Lineage: Eukaryota; Metazoa; Chordata; Amphibia; Anura; Dicroglossidae. The annotation marks the transcript as partial. The record is from RefSeq and is a predicted model, not a curated record.